Molecule: messenger RNA, 1233 nt
Organism: Colletes gigas
Lineage: Eukaryota; Metazoa; Arthropoda; Insecta; Hymenoptera; Colletidae
Product: odorant receptor 30a-like
Exons: 6
Coding region: 1-1233 (410 amino acids)
Biological process (GO): sensory perception of smell; detection of chemical stimulus involved in sensory perception of smell
Cellular component (GO): plasma membrane
Molecular function (GO): olfactory receptor activity; odorant binding
Source: RefSeq, a predicted model, not a curated record
AUGCGCUCGGCACAGAGUAAAGACAUAUCCAUCGCUUGGACAUGCUUCUUAAUGAAAACCGUUGGUUUGUGGCUGGCUGCCGAUCGCGCCGAACAACGCCGCAGAAAUUUCGCGUUGGUCUACACGAUCUCAACACUCUUUAUCGCCGCGUGCAUCGCGAUAAGGGAUUUCUAUUACUCGUGGGGAAAUUUCAAUGAUUGCGUCUAUAUCUCUUGCAAUAUUUUGUACCUGAUGAUCGUCCUCUUUAAGAUCGCCGUUUUGUACGUACACAAAAUGGAGUUCUUUGAUUUAGUUCGGUUCACGCAAACGAAUUUCUGGCAUUCGAAUUACGAUCAACAGGAAAAAUUGAUUCUGGACGACUGCAAGAGGUUGUGCGCUAUUUUCAUCGUUGUACUUAGUUUUUGUACUCAAGGCACGUGCGCUGGUUACAUGGUGACACCACUUUUAGCAAAUAUUGGAAAGAACGAAUCUGACAGGAUACUACCGUUUAAUAUGUGGGUGGAUUUCCCCACAGGGAUAUCUCCUUACUUUGAAGUAUUAUUCAUAAUACAGAUAUUAUGCGUGUAUCACGUCGGUGUGUGUUACAUUUGCUUCGACAAUUUCUUGUGUCUCGCGAAUCUACAUGUAUCUAGCCAGUUUCGAGUACUGCAAUACAGGUUGAUGAGUUUGAACGACAUCGUUAAGAAACAAAUUCGUGCUCGAGCUUCCAAUGAAAUUUUGUCAAGUUACGAGAACGAGUGCUCUCAAAAAUUGAAAAACUGUGUCCAUCAACAUCAGUCACUCACCGAAUACUGCAGAAUGCUUGAGAAUAUAUUUACAAUGAUUGUACUUGGUCAGGUGUUAUUCUUAGCUAUGGUCAUGUGCCUCGUGGGAUACCAACUAUUCCUGGCAGAUACACCUACCUCGAAAAGCGUCAGCUUGAUACUUAACAUGGCAGCUGUUUUAUGUCAGCUGUUCAUGUUUACAUACAGUUGUGAUGGUCUAAUACGACAAAGUGGUAAUGUUGGCAGUGCAACAUUUUCAGGGCCGUGGGCUGCCUUUCCAAUGGAUAAAACUGGCAAAUUGCUGCGAAAAAAUAUAACAAUAAUUAUUAUGAGAUCCAACAGAUCUUGUUGUUUGACAGCUAGUGGAUUUUUCCCCGUAUCUUUGGAAACCUACACUGGGGUUCUCAGUACUGCGAUGUCGUAUUUUACUCUAUUAAGGCAGUCAACUCUUGACAUGGAAAAUACAUAA